Messenger RNA from Epinephelus moara (kelp grouper), 2605 nucleotides. RefSeq names its product CDC28 protein kinase regulatory subunit 1B (gene cks1b). The record is from RefSeq and is a predicted model, not a curated record. Gene Ontology annotation, biological process: regulation of mitotic cell cycle. Bases 145 to 381 code for a protein of 78 amino acids. The transcript is spliced from 4 exons. Lineage: Eukaryota; Metazoa; Chordata; Actinopteri; Perciformes; Serranidae. Gene Ontology annotation, molecular function: protein kinase binding; histone binding; ubiquitin binding. Gene Ontology annotation, cellular component: SCF ubiquitin ligase complex; cyclin-dependent protein kinase holoenzyme complex.
UAUUUGAACGGUGAAAAGCGGGCUAGCAAACAUUCGAGAGGGAAACAAAGAGGGACCAACAUCCUACUACGGUUGGACGCGAAAAACUGGAUUCAUUUACUUUUUCAUAUCAGGAUACUUUGGCAGUUAUAUCAGGUCUUCGCAAUGUCUCACAAACAGAUAUACUACUCUGAUAAAUAUGACGACGACAAAUACGAGUACAGGCAUGUCAUGCUACCCAAAGACAUUGCAAAGCGUGUACCCAAGACACAUUUGAUGUCUGAGACAGAGUGGAGGAAUCUGGGGGUCCAGCAGAGCCAAGGAUGGGUGCAUUACAUGAUCCACCAGCCAGAGCCGCACAUCUUGCUGUUCCGGCGCCCUCUUCCCAGCCAGAAGUCAUAAGGCAGAGAACCUCUGGGUCCUUGGAAGAUCAGUCCUACCUAUGUGCCACAGAUCAACUCAUCAAACUAGGAAUCAUGCCGUCAGGUUACCAAACUCUUGUGUGGUAGGUGACUUGUGAUUUGGACUGAUCAUGUUGGACCUGGAGAAGGACUAUCACAUCUAUGAACAGUGGUUGUAGAAUGGAGUAUGCGUUGAAGGAAAAAAAAUCAUCACCCUUCUCUUAGGGAAAAGACUUCCUCAUGUGCUAACAGCGACACGCCGUCUGCCGGAAAACCUUCAAAUGAGCUUACACUGUCUUUUUUGACUGAUCUGUCCAACUUGCUGAACCUGCUUGGAUAUUCCAGCUUUUUAGAACAAUUGUUAUAAGAUAUGGAGAGUGAAACUUGUCAAAACAUUUUGAGUCAUUCUAACAGUGUGUUCUGGGUCAAACUCUGGUCAGAUCACACGCCAGACAGAACAGUUGAAUCGUAAAAUUAAGUUUGACUCUGAAACAUCAAAGUGCGGUUUUAAGUGACAUGUUGCUGCUUGGUUUAAAUGACACUGUAAAUUGGCAUUUAACACUUUUUGUCAUGUGCAUGAAAAGCCACAUCUGUUAGAGUCACUUCAGAAAAUAGAUUUGAUCCCUUUCCUCACACAAGAGCAUAUUUCUAUUAGUGUUGGCCUGCUUUAGAACAAAUCUUUUUGAUGGCUCUGGUUGCACCAGUGAGCUGCUCAGUAUUUAUAAAUGUGUUGCCCUUUCUGAAAUAAAUGUAAACUUUUAAAUCUAGUGUGGACUCUGGCAGUGUUUUGGCAGCAUUUGCUACUUUAGGAUUACAUGGAGCCACAUGAAAAUUGAAAAAAUAAAUAAAUAAAUAAAAAUGAGUUGGGUGAUGGCAGACAGACACUACCCUAAAAAUGCUCUUACUUGAUAAAUCCGGAUCAUUGAAUGAGAUAUUGAAAAGCCAACUGCGUUUGUUUUGGAUUGUGGUAUCAAAUACUGUUGCGUUAAGGCACUUGUUUUGUCAUACUUGCACCAACUCUGACCUGUUUGUUUACCCUCUGUCCUUUUUUCAUCACCACAUACUGAGCUGCUCUGCUGUCACUGACGCCAAAUCUCUGCCUUGAAUAACUGUCCUGUGUGAACUUGUGCCUUUCUGUAUGGUUUGCUUUUGUUCAGUUCUUUUUGACAGAAUUAGUAAUUACAUGUGUAGGUAUAGAGCUGCUCUGCCUUUCAGAAUUAUUAAAAAGAAUCAAUGCAAUCAUAUCAUAAUGAUGCAUUUAAGUCUUUGAUCAAACAACUGAAUUGAAAACUGUGGAUGCUGUCCCUUUAUGCUUGUUUGGUAAUCUUAAAAAUUACAAGUUCUUGGAGUGUGUCAGGUUGAGUGCAGAAUUAAUAACACCCCAUUUUGCUUUGCAAAGGUAGCUGCUGCAUCAAAGGGAACGGUUUCCUGAAGUUAAAUCUUUACUAUGCAGGAAUUGUUGGUGAGUGCUUGUAGAUAGUAUUGCAAGUGAAAGUUAGUCACUCCCCUUUGCUAUAUUUGUAUUUUUCCAGCACUGUUACUUUGUGAUUUUUUUGUAGCUUCCUCUUGGAUUUGUGCUGCAUAUUGUCUGGCACCUGAUCACUACCUGUGCACUUUGCUCGAGAAUAUCCUGAACUUUGCAAAAUAAGAAAACCGAAGCAGAGGGUAGGGUGACUGCAGGUAAUUACACUGCCUAGUGGGUCAUAAAGGAUGAUUGACAGGGAUUACUUUCGUAAGAGUAUACAGGGGUUUUUAGGGAAGUCCUGCAUAGUACACAAGGUUACAAUGUCUCAAACACAUUUACCAAUAAAAGGCCUUAGAAAGUAUUGACAGUAUUUGAUGCUGGUGCAUCAGGAAACAUUAAAGCAGGAGGGAAACUAUUCUAUGAGGGAACUGACUUCGACACACCUGUAUGCGUGAGAUGCCCUUAUUGUCGCCCCUUCUAUGCAUUUAAAACAAGGAAUGAAACUGCAUUGUUAAACUAAGGCUUUGCUAGCCAGUCCGCUCAUGACUUUUUCUUUGUCGAGUGUUAAGCACAAAGAGUAUCAUCUGUAACACUUUAAUUUACUGUUUAAACUGACAUUGGUGUGCUUACUUGGUCUUGGAAAGAAUAUAUUGUCAUGUUUGGUGUGUAUUUCCAUUGCAAGUUUGGUCUUAAAUUACAUUUAAAGUGGUAUUUGCAAGGUCUUAAAUUUAACUUGAUUAAAUCUGUCGACACCCUGGUA